This is a messenger RNA of Cariama cristata (Red-legged seriema), 921 nucleotides long. RefSeq names its product bromodomain and WD repeat-containing protein 3-like. The coding region runs from base 28 to 921 and encodes 297 amino acids. The transcript has 2 exons. NCBI's taxonomy places the organism in Eukaryota, Metazoa, Chordata, Aves, Cariamiformes, Cariamidae. The record is from RefSeq and is a predicted model, not a curated record.
CCUCUGGGUUCAGCUACUGGUGAAGAGAUGGAAGGUCAGCCAUCUUCCUCGGGCUCGAAUGCACAGAACCGAAGUGGAAACACCAUUGAUCCAGGGAAAAGUAGACCAAUCAGGAGUAAAUCUACACCAGUGAAACAAGAUCACUCUCCUGAUGGACCACUUACAAAUGGUGAUGGCAGAGAACCUCGGACAGGAGUCAAGAGGAAGUUAAGUGCAUCAGAAGAUGAUGAGCAUCUGGAGGAGGCAGAGGAAGAGGAAAAGAAGAGAGAACUAAAGGAAAAAUCUGGUUUAUCUUCAUCAGAAAGUGGGGAGUCAGGAUCCAGUUCAAGUUCUGAAAGCAGAAGCGGCUCUGAUUCAGACUCUGAAUCAACAUCUAGAACAGAUCAGGAUUACAUUGAUGGAGACCAUGACUACAGCAAAGUUGUGCAAUCCAAAAAACCCAAAAGAAAAAUCAAAAGAAAAAUCACCGCUGGGAAACGGAAUUGGCAGGGCAGAGGUACAGGGAGGAGAGGUAGAUGGGGGAGGUGGGGGAGAUGGAGUAGAGGGGGAAGAGGUGGUAGAGGCGGAAGGGGCUGUGGCAGAGGAAGAGGUGGCGGCAGGGGAGGAAGAAGAGGCCGAGGAGGCCGAGGAGCCUCGCGAGGAGCUACCAGAGCCAAACGUGCCCGAAUUACAGAUGAUGAAUUUGAAAAUCUGUUUGGAGGACAGUUUGGUGAAAAUGUGUUUGGAGGGCGAUUCAGUAGACCGCCUCGGAUCAAAACAAGGAACGAGGGCAGGAGAACUGUCUUGUACAAUGACGAUUCUGAUAAUGACAAUUUUGUGCACACCGAGGAUCCUUUGAACCUUGGUACUUCCAGGUCAGGCAGGGUGCGGAAAAUGACAGAAAAAGCCAGGGUCAGCCAUCUCAUGGGAUGGAAUUAUUGA